AGGAGACGGACGCCCGUUCAAAUAAAAUUAAAUAUGAGUGGGGCGUCGUCGACUCAAUACAGUUUAUUGCAAAUAUUUGAUGUUUUCGGUAAAUAUCAAAUUGUACAAUACGCUUACAUAGGCAUAACGAUUAUUUUCCUGACACUAAUAGAUAUUAAUUUUAUUUUUGUUUCUGGCGAUCUGAAAUACAGAUGCAAAGUGUCGGAAUGCGAGAACAACAUGUCGACAGCGGAGAACCCUACAUGGUGGCCGAACAAGACGAUUGAUCGUUGUUACAGACCCGUCCUCAAAGACGACUAUGGGACUUGCAACAGCAGUAGUUUCACUGACAGCCUAGUCCAGUGCACCGAGUGGAUAUACGAGAGUAACAACACUGUAGUUGCUGAGUUGAACUUGGGAUGUCAACCGUGGAGAUCGAAUCUAAUUGGUACCAUACACAGCUUCGGCAUGAUGACUUCAAUGUUCGUCACCGGGUGGAUUUACGACGUCUGGGGUCGUAAGCCGGCGCUUGUAAUAUGUAUCGUCGGCAGCGCUGUGGGGGUUUUAAAAGUCCUAGUCAAGAACUGGUAUAUUUACGUAAUGGUCGAAUUCCUAGAGGCCUGCAUGUCUGGCGGUACAUACACUUCGGGUAUGGUGCUCAUGUUAGAAAUCUGCGGAAAGGACAAACGUUUACUAGCGGGCGUUCUAUUUUCCUAUUUUAUAUAUUUUGGAGAAACACUAUUCGCUUGUAUGGCCAUGGUGAUCCCUUAUUGGAAGACUAUGAUUCUGAUUAUAUACAGUCCAUUAAUAUUAUUCUUAUCCUUCAUUUGGCUUAUCAAAGAGAGUCCUAGGUGGCAGAUAGUCAAGGGUAAAACAGAAGAAGCCAAAAAUACAAUGAUUUUGAUGGCGAAAACAAAUAAAAUCAAUAUGGAUAUGAACGAACUGUCUAACAUUGAUGGAGUGGGCUUGAGACAAAAGUUUGAUAUAAAAGAAAAUGAAAAAGAAGGUUUCCAUGUUAUUUUCAAAUCUCCAGAGAUUUUAAAGAGGGUUUUUGUGGCGUGUUUUUGUAGAUUUUCAGCAAGCUUCGUGUAUUACGGUCUAAUGUUGAAUUCUGUUUGGCUUCCCGGUGAUAAAUACAUUAAUUUUUUACUAAUAACCAUAAUGUCAUAUCCAGGAGAAUUAAUCUCCUUGUAUUUCAUGAAAAACAUUGGAAGGAAAUUGUCUUUAAUUAUUGGAUUUAUUUUGACCGCAGCGUUGUGUUUCUGCUCCGCUCAAGUGCCCGAGACGUAUUUAUGGACGAAAAUAUCGUUAUUCCUCGUCGGUAAAAUGUUGAUAUCCGGUUGUUUCACUGGGGUCAUAACAUACUCUAUGGAGCUAUUUCCGACUAGUGUACGAGGGUUAUUACUUGGUCUUGGCGCGCUCACGUCUAGGAUCGGGAAUAUGAUGGCACCUCUUACACCGAUGUUGAUGACCUUUUCACCGUCGAUUCCUUCAAUAUUCUUCGGUUGCGCUGCUGUAAUGUCAGGGUUACUUAUCAUCCUGACGCCGGAGACAAGAGACCAACCGCUGAUGGAUACGGUACGUCAAGUUGAAGAGAGUGUUCUUAAGGAGAAACAAGUCAAUUCCGUUGCAACUGCUAUGUAGAAUAGAAUAGGAGAA
Messenger RNA from Bombyx mandarina (wild silkworm), 1638 nucleotides. RefSeq names its product organic cation transporter protein. Lineage: Eukaryota; Metazoa; Arthropoda; Insecta; Lepidoptera; Bombycidae. Gene Ontology annotation, molecular function: transmembrane transporter activity. The record is from RefSeq and is a predicted model, not a curated record. Gene Ontology annotation, biological process: transmembrane transport. Gene Ontology annotation, cellular component: membrane.